GUGUUCCUCCGCCGCCGUUUUUUUCCUCCGCUUCUAAACGGAGCGUCUCCUGGCUCGGGACUCUUGCAUGGCACUGUGGCGUGGAAGCGCUCCGGGGGAGAGCUUCUGCCCGCGAUUGCAUGCCGUGCCGGGGAUCCCCUUGCUCCGGGGAGGGCCUCGCCGCCCCCUCCGGCCCGAGAAGGGCUCAGGAGGCGCCCCCUAGCCUACAGGUGACCCACCCUGCCUCUCUGGUGUCGGGGCGCGAUGCUCUGACUGCCGAUGGGCGCCCGGCUUGUCUCGGCAGCGCUCGCCUCCUCUGCCCCGCGACGCAGCGGUCCUGAUCCCGGCAGGAGCGGACACUAACCGCCUCCUCCCCCUUCUCCGCUUCGCCUCCGCAGCCAGCCUUCGCCCCAUGGACGUAGCGACGGGCCCCGAGUCGCUGGAAAGCUGUUUCAACCGGGGCUCCACUGACUGCUCCAAGAUGCUGGACGGAAUUAAAAUGGAGGAUCACCCGCUGCGAUCGGGUCCCGCAACUUUAGGAGUCUUGCUAGGGUCAGACUGUCAGCACCAGGCGGUCUGCGAAGGGUGCCAGCGGCCCAUCUCGGACCGCUUCCUGAUGCGCGUCAACGAAUCCUCUUGGCACGAAGAGUGUCUCCAGUGCGCCGUGUGUCAACAAGCGCUGACCACCAGCUGCUACUUUCGGGACCGCAAGCUUUAUUGCAAGCAAGACUACCAACAGUUGUUUGCUGCAAAAUGCAGUGGGUGCAUGGAGAAGAUUGCCCCAACAGAGUUUGUGAUGAGGGCACUGGAGUGUGUCUACCACUUGAGCUGCUUCUGCUGCUGUGUCUGCGAGCGGCAGCUGAGGAAGGGAGAUGAAUUUGUGCUGAAGGAGGGGCAGCUGCUCUGCAAGAGUGACUAUGAAAAGGAGAAAGAUUUGCUCAGCUCUGUCAGCCCUGAUGACUCAGAUUCAGUUAAAAGUGAUGAUGAGGAUGGGGAUGUGAAACCGACCAAAGGACAAGCAAACCCAGGGAAGGGUGGAGACGACGGGAAGGACCCAAGGAGACCAAAGCGGCCGCGGACGAUACUCACAACACAGCAGAGGAGAGCUUUCAAAGCUUCAUUUGAAGUAUCUUCCAAGCCUUGUAGGAAGGUUAGGGAGACACUAGCAGCUGAAACAGGCCUCAGUGUCAGAGUUGUCCAGGUGUGGUUUCAGAAUCAAAGAGCAAAGAUGAAGAAAUUGGCCCGAAGGCAUCAACAGCAGCAGGAGCAGCAGAAUUCACAGCGACUAGGUCAAGAAGUGAUGUCCAACCGAAUGGAGGGGAUGAUGACCUCUUAUACGCCGCUAGCACCGCCACAGCAGCAGAUUGUAGCGAUGGAUCAGAGCAGCUAUGCCACUGACCCCUUCCAGCAAGGUCUCACACCGCCACAAAUGCCAGGUGACCACAUGAACCCCUAUGGGAAUGACUCGAUUUUCCACGACAUCGACAGUGAUACCUCUCUAACUAGCUUGAGCGACUGUUUUCUGGCCUCCUCAGAAGUAAACUCCAUGCAGGCCAGGGUUGGAAACCCCAUUGACAGGCUGUACUCUAUGCAGAGUUCUUAUUUUGCCUCAUGAAAUUCAAGGGAAAGCAAGGGGGAACCCUGAAAAGAAUGCCCAUCUUCACAGAUGACUCCCCAAACCCUCACGUGCCCCCUGAUUUCUCAGCUCAGACUCUUACAGCCAUAUUUUCCUCAGCUCUACCUUCAUGCUGACUUCAGGCUCUGUGACAACAGGAGUGUUAAAUUAAGAGAGACUUUCAUUUUUUUAAAAAAAAAUGAAAUUUCAAGGCUGCUGCCAGAUCAUCCACAGAAAAAAUAAAUAAAUAUCAUGGCACUAGCAUUGAGCUCAGGAGGAACGUGGCAACGCCCAACCACAUGGCAUCAACAGUCCUCCAUUUUGAUUCCGCCAUCGCAAAGGAAAGCAAGAUGAACACCAUGAAACCUAUUAACCUUUUGGAGCCUCUCUCAGAUGCCUGGAGCCACCAACAUCACCGCCAUUUUGAGGGGGGGUAUUGACCCAUGCAGCAAAAAAGGUCGGAGAAACAUGUUAGUUGUGGACCAACAGCCAACCGGACUGUGAGACCUUUUCCUGUAACAGUGGCCCCCAAGCAAAUAGUUCCUCUUUCCUGCGUUCCAUGCCCCCCCUUUCCUUCCCCGCCCCAUAAAAGCCCAUAGACUGGUACAUUAGUUUAUAGCCUUUGUACUGUAUGAAACUGGGCGAGAGAAGGGGCAGGGGGGAGAUGAGUAGCUGGUGAAAAGUAAGACUGUGGAGAGAGACAAAGAGCGAAGGCUCAUGUCAUAAUGAUAGUAUUUUAAAUAAAUGACGAAGUAGAUGCAUGA
Molecule: messenger RNA, 2358 nt
Organism: Podarcis muralis (Common wall lizard)
Lineage: Eukaryota; Metazoa; Chordata; Lepidosauria; Squamata; Lacertidae
Gene: LMX1B
Product: LIM homeobox transcription factor 1 beta
Biological process (GO): neuron differentiation; regulation of transcription by RNA polymerase II
Cellular component (GO): nucleus
Molecular function (GO): RNA polymerase II transcription regulatory region sequence-specific DNA binding; DNA-binding transcription factor activity, RNA polymerase II-specific
Source: RefSeq, a predicted model, not a curated record